Messenger RNA from Nezara viridula (southern green stink bug), 4675 nucleotides. Lineage: Eukaryota; Metazoa; Arthropoda; Insecta; Hemiptera; Pentatomidae. The record is from the annotation of a GenBank genome assembly.
AACUGAGGCAAAAUGCGGGAAUUUGCCUCGAUUUGCCUGUAGUGUGGGCCCAGGGUGAAAUUUACUUGCUAUUGUUGGCAGUGCCGAUGACAACACCGAUGUCAGAAAUCUUCAUUCCACAGUGUUUAAAGAUUCGCCACGUUGGAACCGGGUUCUUACAAUAAUUUUGUGGUUGAAGUUAAGAAUCUUUAGUAAUGACCGAUAUGCUCAUUUGUUAGUAAUUUUUUCUACUCUCAAGCCCGUGUCUUUAACCCGGUGUAGGUCAUCUGGGAAUUUCUUCAACUCUAUAUUGACCUACAAUUUGUACAUUAUUGAAUCUGUCAUAGCUUCAUAUUUAUAUAUAUUUUUAUUGAAAACAUGAAAGUUAAAGAAAUUGACAGAACAGUGAACACAGCUUGGUCGCCUGGUGACCAUCAUCCUAUCCUUUUAGCAGCAGGAACUGCUGCUCAGCAGCUUGAUGCUUCUUUCAAUACUAGUGCUUCACUAGAUAUACUUUCUUUAAAUUUGACUGAUCCAUCAUUAGAUUUAGAUGUAAAAUAUUCAGUGCCAAGCCAACAUAGGUAUCACAAAGUGGCAUGGGGUGGAGAAAGCCCUGGUGUAAUAGUUGGUGGUUGUGAUAAUGGUGUUAUUCAAAUGUACAAUGUUUCUAAGUUAAUGAAAAGGGAAGAUGGGUUGAUCGCCAAUCCAGAAAAACACACUGGUGCUGUCAAAGCUUUAGACUUCAAUCCUUUUCAAAAAAAUCUAUUAGCAACUGGUGCUUCGAACAGUGAAAUAUUUAUUUGGGACAUGAAUAAUACAUCAAUGCCUAUGAGCCCUGGUGUUAAAUCGCAACCUUUAGAAGAUAUAGCCUGGCUUGCUUGGAACAGACAAGUGCAACAUAUUUUGGCAUCAACAUUUCCUACCAGAAAUGUUGUUUGGGACCUCAGAAAAAAUGAACCUAUCAUUAAAUUGACUGAUACAACUACGAGGGUUAGAUGGAAAGUUGUAGCUUGGCAUCCUGAAGUUGCUACCCAGCUGUGCCUUGCGUCAGAGGAAGAUUCAAAUCCUGUAAUCCAGCUAUGGGAUCUCCGAUUUGCAACAUCUCCCUUGAAAACUUUUAAAGGGCAUACAAGAGGUGUUUUAUCUCUUGCCUGGUGUAAUCAGGAUCCUGACUUGUUAAUCAGCAGUGGGAAAGAUAAUAAAAUACUUUGUUGGAAUCCUAAUUCGAACAAUGCAGACGGUGAGGUUGUCUGUGAGAUCCCGAACAGCCAGCAGUGGAUAUUUGAAGUUAGCUGGUGCCCUAGAAACCCUUCUCUCAUCGCUAGCUCCAGCUGCGAUGGCCACACAAGUAUUUACUCAAUCACUGGCAGUCCUGCUACCCAGUUCGGAGGAAAGCUUGUGUCAUUUGGAAGUGACGGUGUUAAGCUACUUCAGGUUGAAGGUGAUGAAGGCUUGUUGUGCCAGGCUCGUGCAUUGUUGGAAAAGUUGGAGAGAAGUAACUUCGCUGAGAUUUGCCAGGGAAAAGAAGAUCCCAUUUGGAAUUACCUGGAGGCCAGCUUCAGCCCUCAGCCUCGUACUGCAAUAAGGGCUUUGCUAGGAUACAACAAAGAGUCUGCAAACAUUUCAUCUCGCAGAACCCCAACAGUAUUACAAAAUCACAAUGUGGAACAGAUUACUGAUCAGCUUUCUAAUUUAGGACAGGAGAAUUUUGAGGUUAAAAAUGAUAAUAAUUUAUCCAGUAAUGAACUACUUAACGGAGGAGAUUCAGUGUUCGAUAGAAUCUCGGCCGAGAGCUCUCCUAUCAAAAGUGCUCCUUUCACGAUAUCAGUUGGAAAUGAUGUUGACGGUCAAAUUUGUAAAGCAUUAUUGGCUGGAUCUAUUACCGAUGCUAUCAAUAUUUGUUUAAAUGAAGGAAAAACUGCAGAUGCUCUGAUUCUGGCAAGCACUGCUGGGCCUGAUGUUUUAGCUGAUACACAGAAGAAAUUUUUCCAAAAAAGAGAAGGAUACCUGUCACACAUUCUUAAUGCUUUAGUAACGGAAGAUUGGCUGCCUGUCGUGAAGCAGUGUGACAUCACCAGCUGGAAGGAAGCACUAUCCGCGCUUUUGAUCUAUUGCACUGAUGCGGCCUUGCCUGAUUUGUGUUUUCAGCUCGGUAAAAGGCUCGAAGAAGCAGGUAAUGAAUACUCGCUUUGUGCAGAAAUUUGUUACAUUGCCUCUGGAAACAUUGGGCCGCUUAUCAACAAGAGGUUGAGUGGUACAGCUGUCUCUGUUGCCAACAUACAGGAAAUGGUCGAGCUGGUGUUGGUAGCACAGGGUGUUUAUUCAAACCGAGGGCAGGUGUUUCCGAUUGAUGGAGAUGUUGCGAAAGUUAUCAGCCUCUAUUGCGAGCUCCUGUCCUCAGAAGGAGCCUUGGAAACUGCACUUCAAUACCUCAAGGAUUCAUCUGGCGAAGCUGUCAAUGACUUGAGGGAAAGACUCUACUAUGCGCUUUCUCUUAAAUCGCAUCCAUCUACAAAUUAUCAGCAACCACAACAGCCACAGCAGUAUGUGCCUCAACAAACAAUUGCUCAAACUAACAACCGUCGAGCAUCCACACCUUAUCAGAAUCAGAACAUUGUAAACUCACAGCCCUUGCCAGUGGGAUCAUUCGCGAAGCCUCCAUUGCCUGUCAAUUCUACAAUAUCACAAGCCCCAGUAGGGAUGCCACCUGUUCAGCAUUUACCACCCGCGCCUCAGCUGCCUGCUGCUCAUCAUAUCCCGCCGUUGCCCAGUGCUCCCCUUUCUGCUGCUCCUCAGCCGUCUGCUCAGACCUUCCCUCCUAAAUCUCAGGCUCCACCUCCACCACAAAUGCCGUUUGCCAGGAGCACGCCAUCUCCUCAAAUUCAAGGUCCUGCCACAACAACAAAGAAAUAUGUUGUCGAUCCUUCCGUGACUGGUGGAAACUUUGGCAACUAUGGAAGGAGCAGCAGUACCCUGCCUUAUCCUCAGAAUCAGUUCCCAUCAAAUCCAGGAUUCCAGCCUUUCCAACCACCUGGUUCCUCGACUUCUCAACCAUCUUACCAGAACCCUCCUUCAAAUACUUUCCAGCCUCCCGCUUCUACUCCCACUUUCCAGCCUUUUAAUCAGCCGCAGUUCCCUGCUGCCUCUUCUGGUUACCAGCAGUCCCCUUCUUCCACUUACCAACCUUCUAGUUUCCAGCAGGCUAAUAUUCUACAACCGAAUCAACAAAUCCUGAAGCCUCAAGCACCUCCACCUCCAACUGGACAAAUCUUAUCCGCUCAGAACGCAGCACCUUCAGGUUGGAAUGAUCCUCCUGCUCUCGCAGCAAAGUCGCAACCUUAUCAAACGCUAUACCUGAUGCUAGGAUGUAAUGAUAAUGAAGUAGACGUAAGUUGUUGUUGCAAUUUGCUGAAUGGUUUAAUGUGUUAUGGUGAGCCGGUGCCCGGGAUGUCGGCGGUCCACUCCGGCGUGAAGAUCCUCAAGUGCCACCUGCACCAGGUAGAGAGUGCCUGUUCGUGCUACAAUCUCCUCAAACCUCUUCCCGUCCUCCCUCCUGCCUUCCUCAUCGACUUCCAAUCUGAAUCCUCACUUUACCAGAAAGCGGAACCAAUAUCCCAGAGCCCUAUUACGCACCCUCUGUAUGGAUCUGCUCCACCACAACCAGCUCCCUUCCAGCCUCCACAGGCGUCCGGUUUCCAAUCACAGCAGCCUAGCAAUUUCCAACCGCAGCCACACCAACCAUUAGGGUUCCAACAACAACAGCAGCAGCAGCAGCCUGGCAAUUUCCAACAACAAAGUUUCCAGCCUCCAGCUCAAUCAUUCCAGCCGCCUCCAUCACAGUACAUGGGGCAGCAGCCCAUACAGACUAUGGGUGGAGGUUACGGAGACCCACCAGCUGCUGUUGCACCAGCCAGGGCCCCAGAACCGGUCAAGCAUAAGCCUCCUCUUCCUGAGAGGUACACACACAUACAGAGGACCCUGGAUGAUCUGAGGACAAAAUGUGUCCAAGCAGCACAAUCGAACCCGAUGAUGAAAAGAAAACUUGAUGAUGUGGGAAAGAAGUUAGAAGCCCUCUAUGAUAGCUUAAGAGAAGAAAAGCUGUCAGAUUCUACGAUACGAGGCCUACAAGACCUGACGAAAUGUAUAGAGACAGUGGACUACAACUCUGGAAUGGGUGAAAUCACUCGCUUGGCGUCAGGCGUCGACUUCACCCAAGUGGCCACCUUCAUGACCGGGCUCAAGAUACUUGUACAGGCUGCCCACCAGCUCAGGGUCAAUUAGCUCUACUGUCAAUCUUUAUUUAUAUUUUUUAAUGAAAUUAUAAAAGAGUAUAUAGACUGUAUAAAGUUUAGAAACAAUGUUAUAUUGUUUUGUAUGGAAUUUUAAAAUAAAAUUUUAAAUAAAAAAAAUUAAAAAGAUAUAAAGAAAAAAAAUAUAUAUAUAUAUAAAAUUAUAUUAUUGUGUUGUUUAUGUAAAUAUAACAUUAAAUAAAAAGGGUAAAUACUGCAGAUAGUGUUAGAAUUUGUGCAAUCAUUGUAUUUUAUUACCUGCAUUUGUAUUGUUAUUUUUGUUAAGUAUUAAUUGAUCACAGUAUUUUUUUCUCCUGUUUUAAGAUUUGCUUUAUGAAAACAAUUUAUCCUUGUGCUUAAGUGGUAUAAUAUCUAAACCUGUAACAUUGUUAAUAAUACAUUUUAUC